Molecule: messenger RNA, 474 nt
Organism: Helobdella robusta
Lineage: Eukaryota; Metazoa; Annelida; Clitellata; Rhynchobdellida; Glossiphoniidae
Exons: 4
Coding region: 1-474 (157 amino acids)
Source: RefSeq, a predicted model, not a curated record
AUGUCACUGGCCAGUUCAGGAAACAAUUCAACUGACUUAUUAGAUUUCCAAUCAUUUCAGCUAAAUCCCGGUCAAAUUUAUCAAGAUGCCAGCAUUAAUAAUUCAGAUAAACAGUUACUAAAUGAACUUGUUUCUAAACCUGAACAAAGACUAUACUUCAAAGAUAUUAACAAGGAUUCAAUCACGAAGAAUAUUGACUCAUUUCAAAAUAGUUUGGACAGUUUAUCCGACUAUUUCAGCUUUUCACCGUACACAUUUGACAAUGGAAUCUCAUUUGAAGGUGGAACGUCCGAUGAUCCUAGCAAGAAGGAUGAUGAUGAUAGUGAUGGUGAUGAUGAUGCUAUUGCCGCCAAGAAGCAGAAGUUAAGUGAAGAGCAAGUAUACGCUGAUGGCGUUAUAAUGUUCAAAAUUUCCUUUCGAAGGAUCCUGGCUCUUAUCAUGUUAUCUAUCAUUGGAAUUGAUAAAAUAUUGUAA